Molecule: messenger RNA, 8600 nt
Organism: Salarias fasciatus (jewelled blenny)
Lineage: Eukaryota; Metazoa; Chordata; Actinopteri; Blenniiformes; Blenniidae
Gene: mast1a
Product: microtubule associated serine/threonine kinase 1a
Exons: 27
Coding region: 391-5550 (1719 amino acids)
Biological process (GO): peptidyl-serine phosphorylation; intracellular signal transduction; cytoskeleton organization
Molecular function (GO): ATP binding; magnesium ion binding; protein binding
Source: RefSeq, a predicted model, not a curated record
AAACCCGGGGGGGAGAGAGAAGUGUGCAAAGUUGUCGGCUUUAUCUAAUCGGUGGUGUGAUAACCUGAGGUCUGGCGGUCUGGCCUCGUAAGGGUGGGGGUUUCUCCCGUGUCUCAGCCGGACUUCAGUUCACACAGAGUGUACCGACUCCCCGGUACCGCCGGGCUUUGUCAGCAUGGGGGGUCCGCUGGGGUCCAGGACGGGACCGCCGCUGCUUCUGCCCGGUUCAGACACGGAGGCUCACGGGUUGUGAGACGAAGUAAAGUUAAGUCAGGCUAGUUCAUUCUCAAGCGAAGGGUUCGUUUUGUUUGUUUGUUUGUUUGUUUUUUUGUCACCUGGAAUCCACGGAAGGCGCGAGGUCCUCGCGCAGGUGUGACCCGGACACGCGCCAUGGAUGACUCCGGGAUCAUCCGGAGGAGGAGGCUGCAGAAGGAUCUACCUCUGCCUCGGAAAAGUAGCAGUUGCAGAACCAGUAACCGGAAAAGCCUCAUCUUGACCAGCACAUCGCCCACCCUGCCAAGGCCGCACUCGCCACUGCCUGGUCACAUAGGAAGCAGUCCGUUGGACAGCCCGCGCAACUUCUCGCCAAGCGGACCGGCCCACUUCUCCUUCGCCUCCUCCCGAAGGGCUGAUGGUCGAAGAUGGUCUUUGGCCUCCCUGCCUUCCUCAGGAUAUGGCACCAAUACGCCCAGCUCAACGUCAUCCAGCUCGUCCCAGGAGCGCCUGCACCAGCUGCCCUUUCAGCCGACCAUGGAUGAGCUGCACUUCCUGUCCAAGCACUUUGGCAGCACAGAGAGCAUCACGGACGACGACGGGGGGCGGCGCUCGCCGCACGUCCGCCCCCGAUCCCGAAGCCUCAGCCCCGGGCGCUCUCCAUCCUGCUAUGACAAUGAAAUAGUGAUGAUGAACCAUGUCUACAAGGAGCGCUUCCCCAAGGCCACGGCUCAGAUGGAGGAGAGGUUGGCAGAGUUCAUCCAGAACUACUCUCCGGAGAUGGUUCUGCCGCUGGCCGACGGGGUCCUGAGCUUCAUCCACCAUCAGAUCGCCGAGCUGUCCCGAGACUGCCUGACCAAAUCCCGCGAGGGCCUCAUCACCACCGUCUACUUCUGCGAGCUGCAGGAAAACCUGGAGAAGCUGCUGCACGACGCGUACGAGCGCUCCGAGAGUUCAGAGCUGACCUUCGUCAUUGAGCUUGUCAAAAAGCUCUUCAUCAUCAUAUCUCGUCCCGCCCGGCUGCUGGAGUGCCUGGAGUUCAACCCGGAAGAGUUCUACCAUCUGCUGGAGGCGGCGGAGGAUCACGCCAAGGAGGGACAACUGAUGAAGACGGACAUCCCCCGAUAUAUCAUCAGUCAGCUGGGGCUGACCAGAGACCCUCUGGAGGAGAUAGUGAGCCUCGACAGCUACGACAGCGAGGGUCCACACACUCCGGAGACCGACGACUCUGCAGAGGGGAAGGGGAGAUCCAUCAAGCCGCCGACUGAAGAGGACUUUCAGAGCAUCAAACUGAUCAGCAACGGAGCUUAUGGCGCGGUCUACCUGGUGCGCCACAGAGAGACGCGUCAGCGCUUCGCCAUGAAGAAGAUCAACAAGCAGAAUCUGAUCCUGAGGAACCAGAUCCAGCAGGCGUUUGUGGAGCGGGACAUCCUCACCUUUGCGGAGAAUCCGUUCGUCGUCUCCAUGUUCUGCUCCUUUGAAACGCGGCGGCAUCUCUGCAUGGUCAUGGAGUAUGUUGAAGGUGGGGACUGUGCCACUUUGCUGAAGAACAUCGGCGCUCUGCCGGUGGAGCUGGCGAGGAUGUACUUCGCUGAGACCGUGUUAGCCCUGGAGUAUCUGCACAACUACGGCAUCGUCCACAGAGAUCUCAAACCUGACAAUCUCCUGAUUACCUCAAUGGGCCACAUCAAACUCACAGACUUCGGCUUGUCAAAGAUGGGUCUGAUGAGCCUCACCACCAACCUAUAUGAAGGACACAUCGAGAAAGACGCCAGGGAGUUUCUGGACAAGCAGGUCUGCGGUACUCCGGAGUACAUCGCUCCAGAGGUGAUCCUCCGCCAGGGCUACGGGAAGCCGGUGGACUGGUGGGCCAUGGGCAUCAUCCUGUAUGAGUUCUUGGUGGGCUGCGUGCCUUUCUUCGGGGACACGCCUGAGGAGCUGUUCGGACAGGUCAUCACAGACGACAUAGUUUGGCCGGACGGGGACGACGCCUUGCCUGCAGACGCUCAGGCCCUCAUCUCCGCCCUGCUGCAGACCAAUCCACUCAUCAGACUCGGCACAGGCGGGGCGUUCGAGGUGAAGCAGCACCCGUUCUUCACCGAGCUGGACUGGAACACUCUGCUGAGGCAGAAAGCAGAGUUCAUCCCUCACCUGGAGUCAGAGGAAGACACCAGCUACUUUGACACCCGCUCAGAUCGCUAUCACCACAUCAAUACCUACGACGAGGACGACACCAACGACGACGAGCCGGUGGAGAUCAGACAGUUCCAGUCCUGCUCUCCUCGCUUCAGCAAGGUGUACAGCAGCAUGGAGCAUCUCUCUCAGCUGGAGCAGAAGGCGUCCAGCUCCGUGUCUCGCCGGGACAAGGGCUCGCGCGAGGACAAAGUGACCAAGAGAGAGAGCCUGGGCAGCUUCAGCAUGAGGGACAAGAGCUGGAGGACCGGAUCCCCUGAGAUGAAGCGCCUGUCCUGUUCGGAGUCCUUGUACAUGGAGGGAGACGCGAGCCCUCCCCUCGGCGCCCGGCGGCGCUUCUCUGCCCUGAUGGAUACGCAUCGCUUUGCCUCACCUCUGGAAGGCGAAACUGAGUUUCUGACCCGGCAGAAUCCCCUGAGGGUCCGUGGAACCUCACUGGACGGGACCACCGUCCCCUCGUCCAACAUUUUUGAGCAGAGGAGCAGCCUGAAGGAGAUCAACGGAGCAGACAAAUCCCCGCGGCCAGGAGAGACGCCGGGCGUCACUACGGCUGUCACCACGUUAUCCCCGGGCCCAGCAGCAGCCGGCCGGGACGUGAUGACUCCUCUGUACGACCCUCUGGGGCCCCGAGCCACCAACGACCUGGUCCUCCGCAGAGCCCGCCACCAGCACCUGUCUGGUGACGGAGAGAAGCGAAACUCCCGACCGGGCAACAAAGUCAUCAAGUCGGCAUCUGCCACGGCGCUCUCGGUCAUCAUACCAUCAGUGGAUCAGCAUGGCGGCUUCUCCCCUCUGGCCAGCCCCAUGUCUCCCCACUCUUUCUCCUCCAACCCCUCGUCUCGAGACUCCUCGCCCAGCAGAGACUUCUGUCCGGCAGUCAGCGUGCUGCGCUCCCCCAUCACCAUCCAUCGCUCUGGGAAGAAGUACGGCUUUACUCUCAGGGCCAUUCGGGUUUACAUCGGCGACAGCGAUAUCUACAGUGUGCAUCACAUUGUCUGGCAUGUGGAGGAAGGCGGCCCGGCUCAGGAAGCCGGCCUGUGUGCCGGUGACCUGAUCACUCAUGUCAACGGGGAGCCCGUCCAUGGCCUGGUCCACACUGAGGUGGUGGAGCUCAUCCUCAAGAGUGGAAACAAGGUGACCGUGACGACCACACCUUUUGAGAACACCUCCAUCAAAGUGGGUCCGGCCCGCAAGGCCAGCUACAAGUGUAAAAUGGCCCGACGAAACAAGAGGACGAUGGGGAAAGAUGGUCAGGACAGUAAGAAGCGCAACUCCCUGUUCCGAAAGAUCACCAAGCAAUCCAAUCUGCUCCACACCAGCCGCAGCCUGUCCUCUUUGAAUCGAUCCCUGUCCUCCAGCGAGAGUCUUCCUGGCUCCCCGACCCACAGCCUGUCUGCUCGGUCCCCAACUCAGGGCUACCGCUCCACCCCUGAGCCCUCGUACCUGGGCGCUUCGUCCCAGAGCAGCUCUCCAGCCUCCAGCACUCCCAACUCCCCAGCUCCCUCUCAGCACAUGAGGCCCAGCUCCCUGCACGGCCUCUCCCCGAAGCUGCACCGCCAGUACCGCUCCGCACGAUGCAAGUCAGCCGGCAACAUCCCCCUGUCCCCGCUGGCCCACACGCCCUCCCCCACCCAGUCGUCCCCGCCACCCCUGCCCGGCCACACCAUCGGAAGCUCCAACACCACCCAGUCCUUCCCCGCCAAGCUGCACUCCUCGCCGCCCGUCGUCCGGCCCAGGCCGAAGAGCGCGGAGCCCCCGCGGUCGCCGCUUCUCAAGCGGGUGCAGUCGGCAGAGAAGCUGGGCUCGCCGUUGACUCAGUCCAGCUCCACGGGGGGGCUGGGGGGCCCGCUGAGGAAGCACAGCCUGGAGGUGCAGCACUCGGAGUACCGCAAGGAUGCCUUCCUCUGUGAGCUCGGGCUCCAGAGCCUGCUGGAGACCGAGGGGGAAAACCUGCCCCCUAAUCCUCCGCCCCUGCCCUCGUCCUCAACCGUCCCUGAAACCGGCGUGUUGAAACCCGUGAGGAGACUCGGGAGACAGGAGUCGCCGCUCAGCCGGGAAACGCUCUUGGCCGGGAGGGAGAGGGAAGAGAGGGAGAGGGGAAGAGAGAGGGAAAAAGAGAGAGAGACAGAGAGCGGGACGAGUCGGGUCGGAGCAACAGGCUCACAGUCGUCUUUAGCUAGAAAGCCUCUGGCGUCUGAUCUGCCCUUAAACUCCCAGAGCUCCAGAAUGAGUGCGGAAACCACUAAAGCUAUAACACCCAGCACCCCCACCAAAGUUACAGGAAGUCUAGUUGGUCAAAAGGGACCCGAGAAAAUCUCCCAAAGUCAGGCAGACAUACCUCCAAAACGCGUCGACUCCAUGGCUGCAAAAAGUGUGCUGUCUAACAGUAAAGACGCACAGGGGAGCAAAAUGGAACCAAAGCAGGAUGCAGAAAACAGAGGCAGGUCUGCUUUAUCCGGCGCCGCUUUCAGCAAGAACUCUGCUUCUGCUCCAGAUAAAUCUGUUGGCAUCACCGCCGGACUGAGCGGAGGUCCUCUUGGCCUCAGCAAAACCUUUAAACCAUCAGGUAUGGGCGACGGCCUGAGAAAGGCCGACAGCGGCGAUUCAAGGACUCCAGACCUCGGCUCUAAAAGCCCCAAACUCCCCGCCCGGGUUCUGGCGCCCGUCGUGCCUCCGCAUGGGCAGCCGCUCUCACUGGGGAAGGUGAGACAAGGACUCGGCCCCGUGAACUGCUACCGGGGCACCCUCGACUGGGAGGACAAGUGUCGCCUGGAGGUGGUGGAGGAGCAUUCGCCCUCGCCCUCUCCGUCCCCGACGGCGGUCACCCCCUCCCUCUGCGGACCUUCGCUCUGUAAGUCGCGGCCCGUCUCCCCCGGCGACAAGACGAGCUUCGUCAGCCAGCUGACCACCGUGGCCAAAAAUGUUCUCGGGCCAAUCAAGCUUGGCUCUCAGGAGGGGGCCAGGAGCAAAGAGCAGCAGACUAAGGCAGCGGAGGAGAAACAAGGAGGCACAGCGGGGAAGUCUGACACUCCUGCUGGCGGUCGAGUGGCCGUCGGGGCUGCAGUGGUGACCCAGAGUCCCGCCGGUUCGCCGCUAGAGAAAGCUGCAACAAGUAGCAGCAGCAGCAGCCCGCCAAAAAUGUGACCCUCUAGGGUCCCUGAACGGGACUUCGCUGGAAAAGGAAGGAAACGAAAAAGAUGCCUUUUUUGGAAGAACAAUGUAACAGAAGACAAGCACUUAAAAACAAUGUACAUUCCAGUUUCAGAGUAUAUAAAAUGUUAUUUAUUAAUUCCAAUCAUUGACUGAAUCUAACUUAAAAACAGGAGUGAAAAAAAAACUACUGUAAAGGUGCAUUAACUGUUGAUUUUCUAUUCUAAAUAAUUUAAUAAGAAGACUCUUAAUGUAACGUGAUACACUUUAUCAGAUGUAUAUGUGUGGGUCUCUGUGAACGCAUGUCAUAUGGUAUGUACUGUACAUGUAUAAUAGGUACAAGAAGGUCAAAAAGUGCUUUACCGAUCAAAACAUGCUGAAUACUGUGAAGACCAAAUCAGUCGCUGUCUUAUCUCUCUGCGAGCCCUUUCUUCUUUUUGCAGCUUCUCACGGUGAUGUGGUAAAGCGGUAAUAAUUGUGUCGAGCGACGCGGACGUCUCCGGUGAACUGGAAGCGAGACGAUGAAGCUUGUUUAUUCAUUUCUCACCAGUUUGCUUUCUCCGAGUUCUGUGGUCAGACAGCGCCGAGGCAGGUGCAUUGUUUGUGGAUGUCAUGGUAAGCACUGACGAGCUGUCUGUCGCAGAGGCGUGUGUGUGUGCGUGCGUGUGUGUGUGUGACCUCUGUGAGCCUAAUUCAGAUGCUUCUCGAAGGCAGUGUCCUGCUGCAGAGAGAAGAGGGAAUGACAGAGCUUAGGCUCAGUGCUUAUCUACACUUCGCAGGACUGCUACCACAGCCGUUUUUUUACACCCCCCACCCCAACACCCACCCACCCACACACACACACACACACCCACCAAGGACUAACUGCAGCCACAUGCACAAACGCACACUCAUAUUACCGCAGCAGUCAGCAGCGGAUUCUCAUUGCAUUUAAAUCCAUACUCCUGUGGCUCGCGAAUUAGGACACAAGUGCGCUUGUGCGCAAGCAAGUCAAGAAGGGAGACGGUUGUGAACAUUUGUGUGUCCUCACACUCGGUAUGAUUGACUAAGCAAAGGUCAUGACUGAAGGCAUCCAGAUCCAGUCACAGGAAAAAGAUCCCCCACUGCUUGAACAACGGAUCACACAGGUACAAUGCUUUCACGAGGAGGUAAAGGCUUGGGGACAUGUUGGAAGCACAUAUACAGUUUGAUUCAUGUGUUGUUUUGAGCCAAAAGUAGGAAAAGCAGGCCGUCGUGGAUGUAGCAUAUCCAAAUUUAUUUGUCGAAGGGCUUUAAAGCUGAAGUAGAGUUUGUGCAUAUAUACAAAGAGUGAACUCGUUAUUGUAAAAACAAGGUUAUUUACAGUAUAAUCAGAACGAUGGUGUAGUUAGGUGCUUAUGGUUAGGUAGGAUUGAUGAUUACAAUGCGCAGUGUAUCAUACUAAUAAAGGUGUUUGCAUCAUUCGUCUCACCAGAGAACUAAGAAAUGUUCGCUGGAUAAAACAAUUUGUGUUUUCUCUCACUGCUCAUAAUUAGUUCCUUAGUGUUCAUAACUUACUAAAUAUCCAAUGUACAUAAACUUAUGCAAAUUAUUUACAGCUGUUUGUGAGGGAAUUUGGGUUGAAAGGGAGCUCAGCAAUGUUUCAUCCAGAUUUAUUGGAUCUAUUCCAGGUUGUACAAAUGUGAAAGAAAAUGAAAUUCACACAUCAACAACAUUUGCAUUUUACAGCGAGGACAGAUUUGAAGCUCUGAAUUUUGAAAAGGGGCCUUUUAUGUUUCCUGUAUUGUUUGACAUGUGUGUCGGAUAGUGCAACAGAGGAUGUUCAUAUUACAUUGAAAAAGAGAAAUAAUUCUGUUACAGUCAGUGCUCUGAGGAGCGAACUUGAGCUGUGGGCGGCUGUGAAUGCUCAGUUUGAACCACUUUCUUCACAUUUCCUCAUAUGGUCAUCCGCUUCUGAGGCAGGGAUGCUGAUGUUAAAUUACAAACAUGCAGUGUUAGGUGUUGGUAAGUUAGACCUGUUAGAAAACAGGCUUAUUGGAAGCUGACCAAACCAGACAAUGGCCUUCAAAUGACAGGGCCUUUAAGAGUCAGACUUUGAACCUGUUUUCUGGUUUUCUGAUUAUCUUGAGCGCUCUAAGAAUGGAUCAGCAUAAAGACUAAGUGAUUAUGGAUGGGGCACUUUGUUUCGUUUCGUUUCGUUUUUUUUAAAGAUGCAGUCCACAGUCUGAAAUUCAAAGUUAGAAUUGGACCUCAAGCGAUGUAGUCUGGAUAACAGAUUGCUAAAUGUAAUUUCUGCCGCUUUUGCCCUUGACAGUGUUUCACUGAGUUUUUAAUGUACAGUUUUACCCGGGAGCUGUUUAGUUUUGUUUCAUGUUUAAAUCAGGAGCUGGCAGAAUGUAGAAAUCUGCCCUAAAAAAACUGUUCUUCUAUUUACAAUGUGCUCUCAUGUCCACACAUUAGCCAGUGUCCCUUUUUUUUUUUAAUUCAGAACAGUGCUCCACUGCCCCCCAGUGGUUUUGAAUAUCUAUUGUUGGACAACCUUGAUUAUAAAAUGUUGCAUUGAGAGUUAAGACCACAGGCAUUUGCAGAAUGGAUGUUACUAGCCAUAGGGUUACUGAAUAUGCAUUUAUAUGUCGGAUGACAAAAUAUUUGCAGUAAUAGUCAAAUGUUUCAGAAACACUUGAAAAGAUUGUUUUUUGUUUUUGUUUUUGUUUUUUUCAUUGUCUUCACGUGACUGUUAAUUCUACCUUUGGUAAUAGGGAUUACGCUUUUGAUUAUACUGUCUUAUGUAAUAUACUGACAGGACAGGAUCAUUUUAUAUCUUGGUAUAUUAAAGGAGUCAUCAGGUCAACUCUAAUCACCCAAUUCAGAAAAAUACACCUGUAAGACUAUACAGCUGGUCUGUCCAUUUUCAGGCCUUUUUCCAAACAGCUUUGUCUCUAUUAGUGUUCCAUGUUUGAAACCUUUUUUGUGAUUGACAGAGAGAAAUGCACUUUAUUUGAAAAUUUUUAAUUUGAUGAUAUUGUUUGUACUGUUACUAUCUUGUAAACUAAUAUGGAUUAUUA